This is a messenger RNA of Dovyalis caffra, 2562 nucleotides long. NCBI's taxonomy places the organism in Eukaryota, Viridiplantae, Streptophyta, Magnoliopsida, Malpighiales, Salicaceae. The record is from the annotation of a GenBank genome assembly.
AUGGAAAGCACACCACCAGCAGGAGAGCUACUAAGAAAGAUCCAAGAACUUGAGGCAGGACACCAUCAUCUUCAACGAGAAAUGUCAAAGCUCAAGCUUACCUCUACUACUACCGAUCCAAAACCAACCCAACAAAGGUCCCAUUCUAUAUCUCCCCAAAGGACAGGUCCUAGGAGACGGGUUGCUGGGGGGCCAACCGGGUCGGGUUUUGAGACUGCCUGGAAGAAGGGUUCUGCUUCAUUUAGACAUUCAUCGCCUUUACAGAGAGAAAGUAGAAGUUUGAAUAGUAAUAAUGAUAGAGAUGGUAAUACUUAUGGUGGCAGAGAAGGAGGAGAUGGUAAUAGAGGACCUUCUGCUGUGAAGUUUACUGAUAAACAAUAUUUGAAUAUAUUGCAGUCUAUGGGACAGUCGGUUCAUAUUUUUGAUCAUUCAGGUCGUAUUAUUUACUGGAACCGAACAGCAGAGAACCUUUAUGGUUAUUCAGCAGCAGAAGCUCUUGGUCAGGAGGAUAUUGAGCUGCUAAUUGAUCCUCGGGAUUAUGCAGUGGCAAAUGGUAUUAUCCAACGGGUUAGCAUGGGGGAGAAAUGGACAGGGAAGUUUCCAGUUAAGAAUAAAAUGGGCGAGAGGUUUACAGUUGUUGCUACCAAUACUCCUUUAUAUGAUGAUGAUGGUGCUUUGGUUGGGAUUAUUUGUGUAUCGAGUGAUUCACGCCCUUUUCAAGAAAUGGGAGUUGCAUCUUCGGAUCCGAGGAAUUUAGAAGCAGAGUCAAGCUGUAGUCGAUCCAGGAAUAUCGUCAUGAACAAACUUGGUCUUGAUUCUCAACAGCCCUUGCAAGCAGCAGUUGCGUCAAAAAUAUCAAAUUUGGCAUCCAAGAUGAGCAACAAAGUCAAGUCCAAAAUUCGGACGGGAGAGAACAACAUGGAUCGUGAAGGAGGGAGUGGGGAUAGUCACUAUUCUGACCAUGGGUACUCGGAUGCACCUCUAUCUGACCACCGGGAGGAUGCAAAUUCUAGUGGAGCUAGCACGCCAAGAGGAGAUGUAUAUCAGUCUCCUUUUGGUGUAUUUUCUCAUAUUGACGACAAGUCUCCAGUAAAACCAUCCACAGACUCUGGUGAUGAGAGCGAAGGAAGGCCUUCAAUUCACAAGAUCAUUACCUCAAAGGCAGAAGCAUGGAUUGGUAAGAAAGGGUUGUCAUGGCCCUGGAAGGGGAAUGAAAGGGAAGGCUUAGAAGCAAGGACAACACGUUUUGGGUGUUCUUGGUUGCAAAAUGAUCAAGAGAGUGAAACAUUUCAUCAGAGAAGUCCCUCUUCUGGUGCAAAAUCUGAAAGCCAGGUCAGUGAAAGUAAUCGACCUGCCCAUAACGAGGCUUCUGGGUCCUGGUCUUCAAUUAAUGUUAACAGCACAAGCAGUGCCAGUAGUUGUGGAAGUACCAGCAGUACUGUGAAUAAGGUGGACGUGGAUACUGAUUGCUUGGAUUAUGAAAUAUUGUGGGAAGACUUGACGAUUGGAGAGCAAAUUGGGCAAGGUUCUUGUGGAACUGUAUAUCAUGCCCUGUGGUACGGAUCAGAUGUUGCUGUCAAGGUAUUCUCCAAGCAAGAAUAUUCAGAUGAUGUUAUACUUGCAUUUAGACAAGAGGUAUUGCUUAUGAAGAGACUUCGGCAUCCACAUGUUUUGCUCUUCAUGGGUGCUGUGACUUCACCUCAGCGUCUCUGCAUUGUUACAGAGUUCCUCCCACGUGGAAGUUUAUUUCGCUUACUGCAGAGGAACACAACCAAACUAGAUUGGAGACGACGUGUUCAUAUGGCAUUGGAUAUAGCUCGAGGUAUGAUCUAUCUUCAUCAUUUCAACCCGCCUAUCAUUCAUCGUGAUCUGAAGUCUUCAAAUCUCUUAGUAGACAAGAACUGGAACGUAAAGGUUGGAGAUUUUGGUCUAUCACGUCUAAAGCAUGAAACUUAUUUGACAACAAAGACCGGCAAGGGAACGCCUCAAUGGAUGGCACCCGAAGUUCUCCGAAAUGAACCCUCGGAUGAGAAGUCUGAUGUAUACAGCUAUGGAGUGAUACUUUGGGAGCUUGCCACUGAGAAGAUCCCUUGGGAUAAUCUCAACUCAAUGCAGGUGGUUGGAGCUGUAGGGUUCAUGAACCAGCGGCUUGAGAUCCCGAAAGAUGUGGAUCCACAGUGGGCUUCUAUAAUUGAGAGUUGCUGGCACAGUGAUCCACAGUGCCGUCCAACAUUCCAGGAAUUGCUGGAAAAGCUCAAAGAUCUCCAAAGACAAUAUGCCAUUCAGUUCCAGGCAGCCCCAAUGACCUUGCUUUUCCAAAAGGCUCGUGUCUAUCCAAGUGCUGCUGAAGAGAAUGGUUACUGGGAUAGCCCUUGGAUUGGCACUAAAGCUUGGGGUAUUGGCUUGGAAAAGCUCACGCCAGAUGGAAAAAGAAAAAGAGAAGAAAAUGAUAAAAGAGUAGUUGGCAUCCAUGCGAGCUGCCUAAUUUUUGAUAGUGAUUUGUCGGGGUUGGUUGAUUGGUUGUGGAUAUUUGUUUAUUUACUAACAUCAUUAAAGUCUUAG